AUGACAUUGUGCGGAAAUGAGAGCAUGAUAUCCUCUUCUUGUGCUUCAGAAGAAGAUGCACAAUCCAAUAGCAGCAGCUUGUUAUCCCCCAUCGAUUCGCGUUAUUCUCGUCUUUCUUUUCAAUCAGCCGAUAAACGCUCAUAUCGCCACAGGGUUUCAUUCGAUAUGCUAUCACAUCAACCCUUCAUUUCAUUCACUCUACGUACUGCGAAUGAAGGCUAUCAACCAAAAUCAUCCUCACGUCUCUUUAUGGUCACCAUUGAUGAUCCCAGUCAUUUGGACGAUGGCACAACUACUAAAUUGAUACGCUAUGUCAUGGAUCUUGUGGAUGAUGGAGAUGAGGUGGUGAUCGUUGGCAUGCAAUACAAUAGCCUUGUUGGUGAUACACCCACUCCCAAGCAAACGGCAACACGACUUUUAGGUUUAGCACUGGAUGCGCAACAUGAGGACAAGAUCAGCAUCACAGUUGAACUAGCUCUUGUAAAACCAGAUCAAGCGUUAAAGUCAAUGAUCCAAUUGUAUGAACCUAGCAUGUUGAUUGUGGGAUAUCGGAAACGUGCAAGGAAAGCAAUGUUGCUAGGCAAUGGUAGCACAACACAAGCGAUCAUGAACCAAAGUUUGAAACAUACGACAACCAACACCACGGUUGUUUUUGUACAAUGUCAAUCGGAAGAGCACAGCAUACAUCACCCAGCAACAUCUUCAGCUACAACAUCCAAUGUGCGUGGUCAUAGGCGGACAAUCACAGCUUUAUCAAGCCCUUUACCUGACAAAGGAUCCAACGACACCAACUUUCCUAUCGCCAGCAUGAGUCAAAUCGAACUUGGAUCAUCCUCCUCUUCGGCAGCAUCCGAUAGCCAUUAUCAUCAACCAGUAACACCAUCACCUAACACAGCUACUGCUACUGCUAUACGACCAGCUAGCUUAGUCUCCACUACCAGCACUGGAUUGGCUGCUCAAUUUAGGAAAACGCUUGGCUUGUGGAAACGAUAG
Lichtheimia ornata is the source of this 993-nucleotide messenger RNA. RefSeq lists its product as uncharacterized. The transcript has 5 exons. The record is from RefSeq and is a predicted model, not a curated record. NCBI's taxonomy places the organism in Eukaryota, Fungi, Mucoromycota, Mucoromycetes, Mucorales, Lichtheimiaceae. Bases 1 to 993 code for a protein of 330 amino acids.